AUGGAAAGAUUCUCUGCGUCUGAACGUCUGAAGAUGGAAUACGCCCAAGUAAGCCUUCGCCAGCAGAGAAUCUUUAACCAGUCACUCGCCUUCCCCAGUGCCUCCAGACUUGCCCCGCUGGUGGCCAGCAGGUGUGCCGUCCGCAGACCGUCCGACAGUCUCGGAGCGCAGUGGGCCCUGCACUUGUCUCCGUUCCCACAACACCUGAGACCGCACUGGGGCGCAUCCAACAAACCCCAUGAAUCCAAACAUCCUCGUCGGAAGUGUCUAAGUUCGAGGGUGGUCCGACCGUCCCCUUCCCGCGUCGACUCUGCAAGCCUGUCGUACGAGGUCUUUCCUUUUGGACCCAAAGAGGCGCGCGCUGCGCUCCUCGCGGAGGAGGAGGAGGGACGGUACGGAGAGGAGCGCAGGGGUCCCCUCACUGAGCCCCCGGGCCAAGAUCUGAGCCGCCGCGGCCUCCCGGCGGGGCCGCUGCCCACCCGGCGGCCCCGCCCCACUCGUGAACCGGCGGCGAAGGCCAUCCCGGGCAAGUGGCUGCCCCCGGGCCCCUGGGACCAGCUGCGCCUGCCGCCCUGGCUCGUGCCGCUGCACUACGAGCUGGAGCUGUGGCCCCGGCUGCGUCCGGACGAGUUCUCGUCUCCGACGCUGAGCUUCACCGGCCGCGUGAACAUCACCGUGCGCUGCGCCGUGGCCACAGAGCGGCUCCUGCUGCACAGCCUCUUCCUGGACUGUGAGAGCGCCGAGGUGCGGGGUCCUCUGUCCGCCGGCCCCCCAGACGGCACGGAGGGCCGCGUGCCCGUGGACGACGUGUGGUCCGCUUUCGACAUGCAGUAUAUGGUGCUGGAGCUCGGCGGGACCCUGCAGCCCGGGAGCCGGUAUGAGCUGCAGCUCCGCUUCUCGGGCCUGGCGUACCAGGACCUCAGAGAGGGACUCUUCUUCAGCGUCUACACGGACCAGGGUGAGCGCAGGGCCCUGGUCGCAUCUCAGAUGGAGCCGACAUUUGCCAGGAGCGUUUUCCCUUGUUUUGAUGAGCCAGCUCUAAAAGCAACCUUUAAUAUUACAAUUAUUCACCAUCCCAGCUACGUGGCCCUUUCCAAUAUGCCAAAGCUAGGUCAGUCUGAAAAAGGAGACGUGAAUGGAAGCAUGUGGACCGUUACCACCUUUUCCACCACACCGCACAUGCCAACUUAUUUAGUCGCAUUGGCCAUAUGUGACUAUGACCACAUCAGCAGAACUGAAAGGGGCCAGGAGAUACGCAUCUGGGCCCGGAAAGAUGCCAUCGCAAAUGGAAACGCAGACUUCGCUUUGAACAUCACAGGUCCUAUCUUCUCUUUUCUGGAAGAGUUAUUUAAUAUUAGUUACCCUCUUCCGAAAACAGAUAUAGUUGCCUUGCCUACUUUUGACAACAGUGCAAUGGAAAAUUGGGGACUAUUGAUAUUCGAUGAGUCAUUAUUAUUGAUGCAACCAAAGGAUCAAGUAACAGACAAAAAGGCUGUGAUCUCCUUCAUUCUCUCCCACGAGAUUGGACAUCAGUGGUUUGGAAAUUUGGUUACCAUGAAUUGGUGGAAUGAUGUCUGGCUCAAAGAAGGUUUUGCAUCUUAUUUUGAAUAUGGAGUAAUUAACUACUUCAAUCCUCAAUUUCGAACAAAUGAGAUCUUUUUUUCUAACAUUUUGCAUCCUGUCCUCAGUGAAGAUCACGCCCUGGUGUCUAGGGCUGUGUCCUUGGAGGCGGAAAAUUUCACAGAAACCAGUGAAAUAAAUUACCUCUUUGACUUCUUUACUUACAAGAAGGGAGCAUCUUUGGUCCGAAUGCUUUCUAGCUUCCUGAAUGAGAAUUUAUUUAUCAGUGCACUCAAGUCAUAUUUGAAGACAUUUUCUUACUCAAAUGCUGAGCAAGAUGAUCUAUGGAGGCAUUUUCAAAUGGUCAUUGAUCACCAGAGUAAAAUUCUUUUGCCAGCACCAGUAAAAAGCAUAAUGGACAGUUGGACGCACCACAGUGGUUUUCCAGUCAUUACCUUGAAUGUAUCUACUGGCGCCAUGAAACAGGAGCCAUUUUAUCUUGAAAAGGUUAAAAAUCAGACUCUCCUGACCCACAAUGACACAUGGAUUGUGCCUAUUCUUUGGAUAAAAAAUGGAAUCACUCAGUCUCCAGUUUGGCUAGAUAAAAGCAGCAAAAUAUUUCCCGAAAUGCAAGUUUCAGAUUCUGAUCACGACUGGGUAAUUCUCAAUUUGAAUAUGACUGGAUAUUACAGAGUUAACUAUGAUGAAUUAGGCUGGAAAAAGCUAACGCAGCAGCUGGACAAAGAUCCUAAGGCCAUUCCUGUUAUUCACAGGCUGCAGCUGAUGGAUGAUGCCUUUUCCUUGUCGAAAAACAAUUAUACUGAGAUUGAAACAGCACUUGAUUUAACCAAGUACCUUGCUGAAGAAGAUGAAAUCAUAGUAUGGCAUGUAGUCUUGGAGAACCUGGUAACCAAGGAUCUUCUUUUUGAUGUGAACAACUAUGAUAUGUACCCAUUACUAAAGAAAUAUCUUUUAAAGAGACUUAUCUCGAUAUGGAAUAGGUAUUCAACUGUCAUUCGUGAAAACGUGGCAGCAUUACAAGAUGACUCUUUAGCCCUAGCGGCCCUCGAAAAACUUUUUGAAGCUGCCUGUUGGUUGGGCCUGGAAGACUGUCUUCAGCUGUCAAGAGAACUCUUCAAAAACUGGAUGAAGCAUCCAGAGAAUGAAAUACCUUCUCCAAUUAAAAGUGUAGUUUUAUGUAAUGGUGUGGCCUUCGGAACUGAUGAAGAAUGGGACUUUUUGUUAAAUAUGUACGCUAAUAAAACAAAGGAAGAAGAAAGGAUUCAACUCGCUUAUGCAAUGAGCUGCAGUAAAGACCCAUGGAUACUUCACAGAUAUCUGGAGUAUGCCAUCAUAGCAGGUCCAUUCACUUUUAAUGAAACAAAUAUAAUGGAAGUUGUGGCAGAAUCCGAAGUAGGCCGGUACAUCGCGAAGGACUUUUUAGUCAACAACUGGCAAGCUGUGAGUGUAAGGUAUGGGACACAAUCGCUGCUUACCCUCAUGCAUGUAAUUGGGAGAACCAUAAGUACCGACUUACAGGUCACAGAGCUGCAGCAGUUUUUCGGGAACAUGCUGGAAGAGCACCAGAGGCUCACACUCCACGCCAAAUUACAGACCAUCAAGAACAAAAAUCUGGAAAACAAAGAGCGCAAAGCCAGGAUGACCGCGUGGCUCCGGAAAAACACGUAACGG
Messenger RNA from Suricata suricatta (meerkat), 3252 nucleotides. RefSeq names its product laeverin (gene LVRN). Gene Ontology annotation, cellular component: cytoplasm. The transcript is spliced from 23 exons. Gene Ontology annotation, molecular function: zinc ion binding; peptide binding; metalloaminopeptidase activity. The record is from RefSeq and is a predicted model, not a curated record. Gene Ontology annotation, biological process: peptide catabolic process; proteolysis. Lineage: Eukaryota; Metazoa; Chordata; Mammalia; Carnivora; Herpestidae. Bases 1 to 3249 code for a protein of 1082 amino acids.